Messenger RNA from Diospyros lotus (date-plum), 1853 nucleotides. Its product is annotated as CBL-interacting serine/threonine-protein kinase 21. Lineage: Eukaryota; Viridiplantae; Streptophyta; Magnoliopsida; Ericales; Ebenaceae. Gene Ontology annotation, biological process: signal transduction; protein phosphorylation. The record is from RefSeq and is a predicted model, not a curated record. Bases 354 to 1715 code for a protein of 453 amino acids. Gene Ontology annotation, molecular function: protein kinase activity; ATP binding. The transcript has 14 exons.
CUGUUUCGACAAGCAAAAAACAAUGGAGGUAUGUUUCCUCCAGGAAUAUGUGGCCAAGCAGUACGAAGAGAAUAGUCUUAACUUCCAGUCAAAGCACGCCCCUUCCGCCCACCAACUGUCCAGCGACUCACCGUCCUUUCAAUACACAUAUUACUCAAAAAAGCCAUUUUUAACAUGAGAUUCACAAGGAGGGGGAUUGGAGCUGCGGGAAAAUUAAAAAUACAAGGCUUCCGCAUGUGGCGCCGAUUUAGACACCAUGGAUAUAAAGAAUACUUGCAGAUGGGUGUAGGAGGGAGGACCAGCGAGAGAGCUUCCCUGGAGUGAAAAGGGUCAAUAUUGAAUUGUCGCACAGAAUGGGACAUGCAAGUAUCAUCGGGAAGUAUCAACUUAGUCGAACGCUUGGAGAAGGGAAUUUCGCCAAGGUUAAGCUGGCUGUGAACACAGAAAAUGGACAGUAUGUUGCGAUCAAGAUCAUUGAUAAGCAUAUGGUCAUGGAAAAUGAUCUCAUGAGCCAGGUAAAGCAGGAAAUAAGAACGAUGAAGCUUCUGCGUCACCCAAACAUUGUAAGGAUACAUGAGGUUAUUGGCACAAGGACAAAGAUUUACAUGAUAAUGGAGUACAUAUCAGGAGGGCAGCUAUCUGACAAGAUGUCUUACGUCAAGAGGUUUGAUGAAAGAGAGGCCAGGAAAUACUUCCAGCAAUUAGUUGAUGCAGUAGAUUAUUGCCAUUGCAUGGGGGUUUAUCAUAGAGAUCUAAAGCCAGAAAACUUGCUUUUGGAUAACAAAGGAAAUGUAAAAGUAUCAGAUUUUGGACUUAGUGCUCUGCGAAAGCCUGGACACCUGCUAUCCACCGCCUGUGGCUCUCCUAGCUAUGUUGCGCCAGAGCUGCUAAAAAAUAAGGGUUAUGAGGGGGCAGCUGCAGAUGUUUGGUCCUGCGGAGUAAUCCUUUUUGAAUUGCUUGCUGGUGAUCUACCAUUUGAUGAUCGUAAUCUGAUGAACCUGUAUAGAAAGAUAACAAAAGCAGAAUACACAUUUCCAGAGUGGUUUACAGAGAGCCAAAAGAAACUGAUCUCCAGGAUACUUGAUCCAGAUCCCUUAAAGCGAAUAACAAUGGCAGAGAUUAUUGAAGACCAGUGGUUUCAAACAGAUUAUGAGCCUGCUAAACGAAUUGAAUCCGAUGAAAAUAUCUGUUUGGAUGAUGUUCAUGCAGCUUUCAACUCAAUCAAGGAAUGUGAGAGUGAGACUGAAACAAAAAUAUCCCUCGCUCCAAGCUUCAUCAAUGCUUUCCAGCUAAUAGCAAUGUCACAUGACCUCGAUUUGUCAGGACUAUUUGAAGAACAGGAUGACCAAAAGCAGAAAACAACUCUAGGAGCCAAGCAUACAAUCAAUGAAGCAAUAGAGAAAAUUGAGGCUGCUGCAAAGGAUGUCUCUCUCUCAGUUGAAAGGAUGAAUAACUCCAAGGUGAAAGUUUAUCCUAAACAGAAGAUGACUAGAUGUUCAAGAUCAUGCUUUAACCUAUCAGCAGAAGUAAUUGAGGUGGCACCCACACAUUGUGUUAUAGAAAUAUCAAAAUCAACAGGGGAGCUGGGAUUGUAUAGAGAGUUCUGCAAAAGUUUAUCAAGUAUGCUGACAGAAGAAUCGGGGGUGUCAACCGAAACACAAGCACCUAGGGAAACAAUUGUCAACAUGAGAAAUAUUCAUGGAAGUGAAUGGUAGUCUACAUCCUAAUCUAAGAUGGUAUACAAUGCAUAACUUACUACCCACCUCACUAGCACUUUUAAAUUGUGCAUAUUUGUACAGAAACAUGAGAUGGAUAAUAAAGAACUAGUGGUUAUUCUUCCAGUUGAUUGCUGA